AUGCUCGUGGCUGCCAUCUCUUUUGGGGCAACAGUGGCUGCCCUCCGGCCUCUGGUGAAGCCCAAGAUGGUCAAAAAGAGGACCAAGAAGUUCAUCAGGCACCAGACAGACCAAAAUGUCAAAGUUAAGCGAAACUGGAAGAAACCCAGAGGUAUCGACAACAGAGUUCGGAGAAGAGUCAAAGUCCAGAUUGUCAUGCCCAACAUCGGUUACGGGAGCAACGAGAAAACCAAGCCCAGCGGCUUCCGGAAGUUUCUGGUCCACAGUGCCAAGGAGCUGGAAGCGCUGCUGAUGGACAACAAAUGUUACUGUGCUGAGAUUGUGCACGGUGCUUCCUCCAAGACCCCAAAAGCCAUCAUAGAAAGAACAGCACAGCCGGCCAUCAGGGUCACCAAUCCCAAAGCCAGGCUGCGCAGCAAAGAAAAUGAGUAG
This is a messenger RNA of Meriones unguiculatus (Mongolian gerbil), 432 nucleotides long. RefSeq names its product large ribosomal subunit protein eL32-like. The record is from RefSeq and is a predicted model, not a curated record. The transcript is spliced from 2 exons. Gene Ontology annotation, biological process: translation. Lineage: Eukaryota; Metazoa; Chordata; Mammalia; Rodentia; Muridae. The coding region runs from base 1 to 432 and encodes 143 amino acids. Gene Ontology annotation, cellular component: cytosolic large ribosomal subunit; ribosome. Gene Ontology annotation, molecular function: structural constituent of ribosome.